Molecule: messenger RNA, 2458 nt
Organism: Lytechinus variegatus (green sea urchin)
Lineage: Eukaryota; Metazoa; Echinodermata; Echinoidea; Temnopleuroida; Toxopneustidae
Product: EF-hand calcium-binding domain-containing protein 14-like
Exons: 12
Coding region: 232-1779 (515 amino acids)
Source: RefSeq, a predicted model, not a curated record
GAUAUCCGAAUCGCAAGGAUUAAUUGGGAAUAAACUUGUCUUCGUGUGAUGAUGUGAAGGAAUUUCCAGAUGUCAAAGAAGGAUUUACAACUGUAAAUUAGAUUCAUAAUUUUGAGUAGCUCCUGAAUGGACCAGCCUACACCUUCGAUGCCCCAGUGAGAGGAAGAAAAAGGAUCAAAUCUGGAGCCACAGCGGAGACCAAAAAAUUCUUCUGCGAGGGGGACAAAAAGAAUGAAAAAACGCAAGGAGUUGGAUGCACUCCUCACUAUGGCUAACGGAAAGAAGAACGGGAAAAGCAAGCGCUCGAAGGAGGGUCAUGAGCUCUUGCGAUUAGAUUCAGAUUCAAAUUCCUCAGACAACGAUGAACUGUUUUUGGCACCAAAGAAGACUGUGGUCAGGAGACCGAAGCCUUGCUCAUGUUGUGCAAUGUGUGUACCUCUUGUCAUGUUCAUCUUAACGAUGGGCUGUAUGGUCAUCACAGGAGGAUUAAUCUGGAUGCAUUUUAACCUCAAACAAGAUCUAGAUAACCUCAGAAAAACACUGGAAAAAGUUGAGAUUAAAGCUGACAGUGCUUCAUCACAAGAGAAGACUAUUGUUAGCCUAGAAACUGGGCUGGAAAGAUUGGGCUCUUUCCCAGAAAAAGUAGAUAUUGCAGAUAUCAAAAUUAAUAUAUUAAACAAGUCUUUGAGUGAUGUACAAAAAAGACAAGAUGAACUGGAUUCAUUAAAAACUAGGAUAGAAAGUCUUGAGGGUAAAGCAUCGUCUACAUCAGCAGCUGAGCUUCAACAGAAUGUUGCUGAGCUGGGCAGUGAAAUUGAGGAUCUAAAAGGAAAACAUGACGAGCAGGAAAUGAAAAUAGCGGGUUAUGAACAAAAGAUAACAGAAUUAACGAGUGAAGUAAAUACUUUAAAGAGCCAAGUAGCCCUUUUACAAAAUCCACCCAGCACUCCACCAAGCCCGGAGGUAGCCCCACCCACCACAUCAAGUGCCACUACCAGACAGUCUACCCCAGCAGAACCUGCAACAGGCUCAGGCAGCUCUAUAUCAGAUCCACAUUUUAUUGAAGUUAAAGAGGAGAUCUCAAGAAUAUGGGCUGCAGUCCAUGAAGUUCAGAGCACUGCUUCCAAUCUAUCAAGAGAGCAUGAUGAAGUAGUUUCCUCAUUGUCUCAGUUUAGACAAAUUUUACAGAACAGUUCAGUUAACACUCAUUCUCCUGUACCAACGGUGGCGAGCCAUUCGAGCUCUUCACCACAAAGUAUUCAGACUGGCCAGUUUGACCUGGCACAAAUGAAAGCAGAUAUUGAACUUCUGAAGGAGGAAUACAAUAAGAGCAUUGCAUCAAUGCCGGUAACAGACAUCGUUCCUGUAGGAGACUCCAGCAGUUUAAAUACAACAGGGAUGCAUUCAUUAACUGAGAGGGUGACACAAUUAGAGGAGAGAGUCAAUGAGCUCAAACCAGUAGACAGCAAGCCUGAUCUACUGAACAUCAAUGUGACCAACAGCAUGCAGAUGCUACUAGAACGCUCACUACAACAGUUCAAGGAUGAGAACAUUGCCGAUGUCACUGCGCUUCAGGAAGGUCUAAAGGCCACAAACUCGUUUGAUGACGAGGUUGGGGGUAGGAUUGCAUCAAUUCAGGACCAGAUCAGUUUAUUACAAAGAGAGACCUGCAAAUGUACAACAUCCACGACUUCCUCACCAGCAGAAGGAGCUUUACCACUCAUCACACCAUCGAGUACAACAUCUCCAGAAGAAAGAAGAACAGGUGGCAGCAGAUAAAACCAGGAUCAGCCGAUUAAACAAUACCUCUUCGAAGACUUUGCAUCAACUCUAUGAAGAAGUUCAGCGUAAGAGAUCAGUUUGGCUUCGAGCACGGAGAGUGGAUCUUUUCAAAGGAGUUCAUUUUGUAACAAUUUUUAUGAUCCUGGAUAGACGAUGAAUGAUGAGUGCCCAUGCAAUUGUGGAAGAAACUUGAUGAAAAAGAACAUCAUGAUGUCAAGAUUAUCCGAAGGUUUGAAAUUGUUGUUUGGGAUGGGAAUGUCAUUUUAUGGCCAGGAGAUGUGAUUAUGAAGUGACAGCCAUGUACAUUGUAUUACUGACUACAAUCUUUGGUAAUUACACCAAGCACGGAACCGGAGGCCAAUGUUUUUGGAUUUGUUGAUGGACUCUCUGUGAGAAUGAAUGUGCACAGCGAAGAAAGAACCAAAUAGAGAUUCAACGCUGAGUUUAUCAAUAUGCUUGGUUUGUGAGGAUCGGGAUUCAGUGAAAUCCCAAGAUGAACAACUCUGCACACUAUUUCUUGUGAUUUAUUUUUGAUUUGCAGAUGGUUUAGUUUCCGGCAGGGGGUUAAAGUGGAUAUGAAUAUAAUCUUUAGGUUUUGAGGUGUAUUUUUGGUAUAUUCUACGCAUAACAUUAAAAUCAUGAAUGAUCGCUCGGAGUGUGUUCCAUAGGCCAUUUG